Messenger RNA from Prunus armeniaca (apricot), 483 nucleotides. The record is from the annotation of a GenBank genome assembly. NCBI's taxonomy places the organism in Eukaryota, Viridiplantae, Streptophyta, Magnoliopsida, Rosales, Rosaceae.
AUGGCAGAUUUCUUGGAAAUCCAUCCAUGGAAGAAGAUUGAAAACAUGGAUUCCAUGGAUAUAGCCAACGUAGAUCUACUAAGUAGAGCUCACACUUAUCUCAGUAAUCCUAUAUACUUAGUCCAUCUCACCCCAUGGAAGCUAUAUUUUGAUGGAUCUAAACCCAUCCUAACCUCUGGUGCAGGAAUUGUUUUAGAAGAUUCGCUGGGAAUGAAACACUGCUACUCAUUUCAGCUGGACUUUCAAUGCACCAACAACAUAGCAGAGUACGAAGUUUUGAUCAUUGGCCUUGAAAUGUUGAUAAAAUUAGGAGUCCAGUUUGUGGAAAUCCUAGGAGAUUCUAUGCUUGUUCUGAAACAGAUCGUAGGAGAAUUUAAACCCUUCUUUAGCUGUUUAUUUGGUGUCAGCCAGAAACCACUUGGUGGAAUUCAAGGAGGCUACUUGGGAACAUAUUCCAAGGGAAGAAAAGUUUGCAACCAAUGA